Molecule: messenger RNA, 1818 nt
Organism: Brassica oleracea var. oleracea
Lineage: Eukaryota; Viridiplantae; Streptophyta; Magnoliopsida; Brassicales; Brassicaceae
Product: CBL-interacting serine/threonine-protein kinase 13
Exons: 1
Coding region: 83-1558 (491 amino acids)
Biological process (GO): signal transduction; protein phosphorylation
Molecular function (GO): ATP binding; protein kinase activity
Source: RefSeq, a predicted model, not a curated record
ACAAGACAACCCAACCAUAUCUUAUUUUCGUUCAUUUCUCCAUUUAAUUCUCCUGUUUCGAACAAAAGUCCCAUUGUUUCCCAUGGCUCCAGUCCCAUCUCCGCAAGUGCUACUCCCCCGUCUUCUCGGUAAAGUCAUUACUAAAGACGCGAAGAAAGAGACCAGUACUCCAGAGAGCCCUAAGAGUCCAAAAACCCCACAAGGCUCUAUCCUCAUGGACAAGUACGAGUUAGGAAAGCUUCUUGGCCACGGAAGCUUCGCUAAAGUCUAUCUCGCCCGGAACAUUAACACCGGCGAGAACGUCGCCAUCAAAGUCAUCGACAAAGAAAAGAUCGUCAAAAGCGGUUUAGCCGGCCACAUAAAACGUGAGAUAUCCAUCCUCCGCCGCGUCCGCCACCCUUACAUCGUCCACCUCCUCGAGGUCAUGGCUACAAAGACCAAGAUCUACAUCGUCAUGGAGUACGUACGAGGCGGAGACCUUUACACAAAGGUCUCCAAAGGGCGGCUCCGCGAAGGAGUCGCCCGUAGAUAUUUCCAACAGCUGAUCUCCUCGGUUUCCUUCUGCCACGGCCGCGGCGUUUACCACCGCGACCUGAAGCUCGAGAAUCUUCUUUUAGACGACGAAGGGAGCCUUAAGGUAUCUGACUUCGGUCUCAGCGUCGUCUCCGAGCAGCUCAAGCAAGACGGGAUCUGCCAGACGUUUUGCGGGACGCCUGCUUAUCUGGCGCCUGAGGUUUUCACGAGGAAAGGCUACGACGCGGCUAAAGCCGAUGUGUGGUCUUGCGGAGUGAUCUUGUUUGUGUUGAUGGCUGGUUACCUUCCUUUUGAUGAUAAGAACGUUAUGUUUAUGUACAAGAAGAUAUUCAAAGGACAGUUUAAAUGUCCUCAUUGGUUUUCACCUGAGCUUACGAGGCUUAUGGGGAGGAUCUUGGACACGAAUCCGGAUACAAGAAUCACGAUAUCGGAGAUCAUGAAGCAUAGAUGGUUCAAGAAAGGGUUUAAAGAUGUUAAAUUCUAUAUCGAAAACGAUAAGUUAUGUAGAGAGGAUGAUGAUGAUGAUGAAUAUGAUUCGUUGUCAUCAGGGAGAUCAUCUACUGCCUCAGAGGGAGAUGCAGAGUUUGUGAUUAAACGAGUUGGUUCAAUGCCGAGACCCGCCAGUCUAAACGCAUUUGACAUCAUAUCAUUCUCUUCGGGAUUCGAUCUUUCUGGCUUGUUUGAAGAAGGAGGACAAGGAGCGAGGUUUGUAUCCGCUGCUCCCGUGACAAAGAUUAUAUCAAAGUUGGAAGAGAUUGCGAAUGUGGCGAAAUUUACCGUGAGGAAGAAGGAUUGGAGCGUGAGGCUAGAAGGUAGUAGAGAAGGUGCUAAAGGACCGCUGACUAUUAAGGUUGAGAUAUUCGAGUUGACACCGUCUCUUGUGGUGGUUGAAGUGAAGAAGAAAGGAGGGUUUAUAGAAGAGUAUGAAGAGUUUUGCAGCAAGGAGCUUAGACCACAGCUAGAGAAAAUGAUGCAUUACCAAGCAGAUGAAGUUGAAGUAGCAAUGUGUUUGGUCCCAUGUUAAGAAAACUGGAUGGUCGAGAGAAGAAGACAGUACAAGAGAAGGUAUUGAUUACUAUAGAAACAUUCUUUGUUACCAUACCAUUUAUUUUUUCAUUUGUUCUGUGAUUAUUAUGUGUAUAUGAAAGUGAGAGUUGUAAUAAGAGUGAUAGGAAGAUCAGAGACUGAGAUCCUUAAGGCAGUUUUAGACGGUUUUUUCGCUGUUGCUGUUGUCCAUGUAUCUCUAGAAAGAGACGAGCUUAAUGGAAAUUCUUUCUCGGCCUU